Gastrolobium bilobum is the source of this 1101-nucleotide messenger RNA. RefSeq names its product cyclin-dependent kinase inhibitor 4-like. Gene Ontology annotation, molecular function: cyclin-dependent protein serine/threonine kinase inhibitor activity. NCBI's taxonomy places the organism in Eukaryota, Viridiplantae, Streptophyta, Magnoliopsida, Fabales, Fabaceae. Gene Ontology annotation, biological process: negative regulation of cyclin-dependent protein serine/threonine kinase activity. The transcript is spliced from 3 exons. Gene Ontology annotation, cellular component: nucleus. The record is from RefSeq and is a predicted model, not a curated record. Bases 193 to 768 code for a protein of 191 amino acids.
AAUCUUCACCUCACUUUUUUCAGGUGUACAAAUUUUGGCCGCCCCUAUCCAAGUCACUUUCUUUCUCUCUCUUUCGUUCUCUCUCUUCAAUCAAUUCCUUUUCGAAUCUGAGUUAAGUUGGGUGUCGUUUCUCAAUUCACACUCACACUCAAAAACGCUCAAACCCAAAUUUCAUUGAAUUGAAUUCGGAAGAUGGGGAAGUACAUGAAGAAAUCAAGAGCUGGUGGUGGUGACGUUAAAGUGAUGGAGGUUUCUUCCCCCGUCGGCGUUCGAACCAGAGCCAAAACCCUCGCUCUCCGCACUUCCGAUGACUCCUCCUCCUUCCAAUACCUCCAGCUCCGCAGCCGCCGCCUCCUCAAGGUCAUCCCCACACCACCGCCGCCGCCACCUAAGAAGUCCUACUUUUGCGGUGCGUCUCUCGACUCCAGGUUAAUUGAUGAAGCGGAGGCUUCUUUUGGGGAAAACACUUUGGAGGUUGAAGUAAGAGACAGGAGCACCAGGGAAAGCACACCUUGUAGUUUAAUAAGGGAUUCAAAUGCCGUUGACACCCCUGGUUCCACCACUAGAAAAAGGACUUCUACUUUCACAAACCAAAUAAUCCAUGAAAACAUACAAAGAAAUAUUCCAACAGCUUUUGAGAUGGAGGAGUUCUUUGCUCAUAUAGAGCAGCAGCAACGAACAAUGUUUAUGGACAAGUACAAUUUCGACAUUGUCAAUGAUGUACCUCUUCCUGGACGGUACGAAUGGGUCCAAGUACAUAAUCACUAGUCUAAGCCAGCCUUAGUGAUAUGGGGUUCCAUGUCUUAUCAAUUGAGUUCAAGAAAAGAUCUAUUUAGGACUUGCAAAUGUAACAACUAGCAGCGUUAACUAACCAAUUUAGAUUGCUUGAAGCUCUUUUUCAACAAGUAUAGGGUUAGGAGCAUAGAUUUCUAAAAUAUGGGAUAGUUUAGUGUGGGGGAGGAUAUCUAAUUGCUAGGUCAACUUUUCUGUAGUUUCUUUACCUUCUGUCUAUACUGUGGGAGGUAUGGUUAAUUAUGUGGAGAAUUAAUGUAGGGUACUUACCUUUGUUCUCAGCCUCGAAAUUUAGCGUUAACAUUUUAA